UAUGCUCUGUAGAAUGGGUUUAUAUAGGCUCAUUCUGGAUGCAUUUCUGUAGUCCUUUGUGUCAGUUUUAAAUAUAUUUUCAAUAUGUGUAAGGCUGCAUGUGGCCUUACACUACUAAACUGUUAACAUUUGAAAAAACACCUGACGUAUUCUGUGCAGGGUAAUGUACUAACUGCAUGCCCAAUAGUAAUCCGUUCUGCUAUUUUAAUUGCAGUAAAUAAAGGGCUGAGUCCUACUGCCUAGGUAUUCAUUGGGGACAUACAAAUGCUUUUCAUGGAAAGUGAGUGAUAUAUUUCUUAUUAUGUGGAGCAGCCUUCAAUCAUCAUGUGCUGAUAGCAGUUAUGAAGGGUAUUUAGCAGAUUCAUUACAAAAAUUAUCAGCUGUUGAUGAAAACAGGGCUGUAAGAAACAGCUACACACUCGUUUCUGUGGGUCACGUCAGACUGAUAAAUAUAAGGUUAGGGUGGAACACGGCCCUGCCAAGCAGGAGACGCUGUCUCCCGCUGUUCCCCUUGCGGGCACGGAUGCGCACCUGGCCGCUCCCCCGGCGCACUGCAUGUGCUGUUCCUGCGAGCGGGGCUGCUCCGUGAGCCUGAGUGGCUCUGCGAGCACAGGGGCUGCUUGCCACGCAGAAGGGCUGUGCCUAUUGCAGCGGCUGCUGCUGCAUUCGGGAGCAGCGGCAGGAGAAAACAGCAGCGGGGGAAGUUCCCGGCGCAUAAAGCCCCAGGAUGAUUACUGUUCUCUCGUGUUGAUGUUGUUUUUGAACUGGAGUAGGACGCUGACUCCUGCUCUGCUCUUACAGAGGAGAAACAACCCUGAGCUGCAGAAUGAAUUGGUAGCUAACAUCACAAUUACUCUUAGCGGUUAGCACAAGUUGUAGGAGGGGGAAAAAUGGGAGAGGAAGGAAAAAAAUCCCCCUUUAAUGCUGCCUAGGGAAUACCGUGGAAUUUAGAACAGAUACCGUUGCAGACUAGCAGCAUGCCUGACUGCACUUGACUUGAAUCACUGGGAAGCAGCCUCAUGUUGUAUCAUUUAAGGCUGAAGGAAGAACGGCAAAAUAGUAAUGGAUUUGUGUACAGUGUUUCUGCUUAAAUGGAAAAUAAUAUAAAGAUGGUGGUAUGUAAUUUGUAUUUUAUUUUUAAGAAGAAUUUAAUCCAGGUAUGUAUGCUCUUUGUAUUUUUGUCUAGUCUGCAUACAGUUUUCUGUUUCCUUUGUUUCCUUUCCUUAUUUUCAUUCUGAAUGUACCUCCUGCUGUUCUUGCUAAUGCAAUGCAUUGAUUUGUAACUGAUUUGCUUUCUAAUGCUAUGAUGUUGAUGAAACUGUCUGGGCUUCUGGAAUUAACGCUUCAUUAAAAACUGGGGGAGGAUAUAUUGUAGGGUUGAUAACUUCACAGUGUAAGUUGAGUAAGACAGAAUAGUAUUGGAUUUUUCAAUGAGUUGAUAUGUUUAAAUUGAUAUCAAAAUAUAAACUACAUAAUUAUAUGAAUACACGGUGAAAAUACAGUAUGUUUUGCUUAUUUAUGUCAGUACCUUCCUCCUAAUUUGUGACAGGAUUAGUAAUAAAUUGAGCUUCACGGAUGCUUAUGUAUUUCUGGGUCUUGAUUAAUCUCCAAGAUGAACACCCUGCAGCUUUCUUUUGAAGAGGCAGCUUGCUUAGACUACGUGUUUGAUUCUGUUCCACAGCUAAAUCUAUGUCUUAGAAUAUUCUCUAUUAUGUACCUUCUCCAAGCCACAAGCAAAACCACCAUAACUAUUUCAUACAUUUUUUUGUCCAUCAUUUUAACUUCAAGAACGUAACAUUACUAUUUUUCCUUCUGCAAUUUUAGAGGCCAAUAGUAGCUGAAACUAGUUUCUUACUAUGAGAUUGAUGGUUCAUUUUGCUUUAAGAGGAAGAAUUAUGCAGAUAUAAAAAUAUGACUGCAUUUUUUAGCCCUCACCUUUCUUCAGUCACUUGCCUCCUUUUGCACUUUCCCAUUAAUAUAUUCUUUCAGCUGACAUGUAAUAAGUGAAACAGACCACAAAGCUAUGUGCCCUUAAACUAAGGACACUGAUAGUUGUCUUAUGUCUAGUAAAAAUGUAUUAAAACACUUAAUGCUUAUUUGAUUUUUCAUUAGUCUUGAAUAUCUUUAAACAUUCUGUUGCAUUUGUAAUUUCAAUGCAGCCCUGUAAGCAGUAAGAUUUUUUUUUUUAUAACAUGUUGAUCCAAAAAGGUUUAGUAUUAGCUCCAGCAUCGUAAUACCAUUGUUAACCCCUGGCUGGCAGGAACUCUUAUGCUUUAAAAACAUUCAUUGAUGUAACAUCAAUUGCUUUCUGAUGUGAAAAUGAACUGUCUGUAAAGUUGUAGCUAUUUUUCACAGAGAUUGUUUCCUGUUGGUGAUUAUAUAAAAUAGAUUACUUUCUUAAGCAUAAUACUCAACUAUGAUCUGACAAUUGAAAAUGUAAGGUUGCUUGACACAUAUAAAUGUUCUAAAAGUCAGUCAAAGCUAAAUCUUAUCAUCUAAAUCAACAAACAUAGUAGAAGAAGCAAUAAGAGAAUGCUGUUAAGUCUAAAAGCACUAAGAUGAAUGAAAAGUAGAAUUUAAGGUUUAAAGCAUGUUUCAUUCAUCAAAAAUUCCUUUUGUAAGGGAUAUAAUGUUAGGAAUAAUGAUUAUGAAUUAAGAUUAGCCGUCAUCUCAAAGACAAAAGCCAUGAUGCAAGAUAAGUGGUGGUUGUUUAAGGUGAAUAUGCACAACUUGGAGAGUUGCAUAAAGGUUUUCUGACACUAUACCAUUUGCAUGAUUCUGCAGUGAUGUCAACACAUUACCAUAAUGACUAUAUGUUGCUGUGAAAACACUUAGGAAAUCUCAGGUAAAGUACUGGGAUUCCAGAGUGUUACACAGUAAGAGGAUACUCAUGGCUCAGAAUAUCUCCCAAUUCACUAAAGCAUUAAUGAGGACUGAAAAUUCCAAAUUUUCCUUUAACUGUAGUAUUGUGAAAAUCCAGGAACAAUGUAAUAUAAUAGCUUCUGCCUUGUGAGACCAUUCCAGCUCUGAAGCCUAAAAAUUCUUUGGCACCCAAGAAGGUUGUUACACUGGUUUUUUGUUUCUCAUUUGUGUCGUUCACUUAGGUUGGUAGCAGAGGUUCUUGCUUUCAGGUACAAAUCUGAGUAUCACAAUUGUCAGUAUAUUGAAGGAAAGACAACAGAAGGGUUUUUUAGUAAAGUUUUUGCAGCAAAUUUAGAAACACGUUUCAUGUCUACCAUCCUUAUCAGUGAAUGUCAUUUCAGGUGUUAAGCAUGGUUUCUAUCUGUGUCUGCCCACUCAUCCUAGUGUAUGUUGUUGUCAACAGUACUUGUAGUCACUCGUGCUUGUGGUAUUUUUCAAAUCAAAUAUCACAGACAAUUGCUACUAUUUUUCAAAUGAAGGACCACUUCAUCAAAAACUUUCCUUUUCAUAACUUUUUGUUCUAAAAGUUUGAUGUAACUAUUUGUUUACGGAUUUUAGAAAACAUAUAAAAUCUCUGUGUGCAGAGGAAUGGAGGACUUUCUUUGCCCAUAUAAAGUUGUUCUCUUACUUGUAAGUAGUUAAAAAAAUGCCCCCAAACGUAAAGAAAGAAAAAAAAAUCAAAGCUGUAGAGUGACGUAGUGCACAUGUGGUCACUGAGUUCAUGGUAAACUGUCCAAAAGAAAUCUAAUUCAGGGCCAUGCAUUGCCCAUUCAAAGGCUCAGACAAGUACAGUUGGAGAAUUAAAAUUCUUACCUGAAAGAAAAUGGGAUGAGGUUUUUUUGUUUGUUUUUCUUUUUUAAUUAUCUUUUCUGAUGGAAUCACCAUCCUGAAAAGUUGCUAAAAGUUUUGAAACAUUAGUAUUAAAAGAAACCUUCAGUACACUAAAUAUACUGUAAAUACAGUCUCUGCAUAUAUGUUAUGCUUCAGUGUAAAUGAAAACACUUGGGUUCCCAGGGCGUAAUGUUUAAAGACCCUCUAUUAAAACGCAGGCAUAACUAGGGACAGAACUGAGAUUAAGUCAAAAUGUAGGUUGAUACUUUCUGGUUUUAAUAGGCACUAAAUAGGUUCUGAUAAUUAUAUAGUAGCUCUUUUAUUUAUGGUAAUCUGGCAUAAUAGCAAGCUGGUAAUAGUCUAACAAAGCUAAUAUGUCUGGUACUGACUUAGUUAUACUUAGUAAUCUCCAUAUAGUCAGCAAAUAACUUUUCCCUCCCCAUUUUUUCCAUUCCCUUAGUAGUCUGCAUUUAAGUAGAAAUUAACUAUUUGGUGCAAUUGUCUCAAUCUUAGCAGGUUUUCAACUGAGUAUUGACUAAAACUAAGUUUUUUGUAUGGGACAGCAUAUAUCAUGUAUAUAGCUGUAAGAGGGGGGAAAUGUCAUUAUUACCACCUGGUUAUUCACUACAGUGUAAUUUUUUGUUGUUGUUGUUGAAAAAGUCAAGGAAAUAGCUAGAAAGAUUAAAGAGAAAGAAGUCAGUACAUUUAGUCAAAUAAUAUUGAAGCUGUUUUCCAAGUCAUCUGCAGUCUCUUAUUCUUGUGUGCACAUUCAACUGGCCUACCUUUUCUGUGGGAUCUCCAGAGGGCCACAAUUUACCUUGAGAAUCUGUUCUAUAGCUUUUUACAUCUCAGUAUUAGUGUACUGUAUUUGGCACAUCUCUUCCUCUGUUUUUAGUCUAGUCAAGGCCAUUGACCUUUAAGAAUAGUUGCUUCAAUUACAAGUUUUUCAUGUUUGUAAUGUAAAUACCACACUAUAGAUUUAUUUCUAAAGAAAUAACAUUAUAAAUGUUUUGAACAAUCUUAUUAGUAGUUAAUAAAUAAUUGAAUUGCAAUAGCCUCAGUUGCCUUAACAAAAUUUUGUAGAGAAAAAUGCAAACAUUACAAAUACGAAGGUGUAGAGAAUAGCAUAACUAAAAAUGUGAUUCUGCAAGUUAUUGUAAAAUAGUGGGGGUUUUGUCAAUUUGUCUGUCUUCAACAGUAAUUGCAAAAAAAAAAGCCCCAUCUUUUUACUGAGCAAAAAAAAUCCUCCUUUUCCAUAGUGGUCAUAGUAGUAGGGAAGCAGAGAUGACUUUUCUCUCCAGAAAAAUUACUCAGGCUAGCUUGCUAGGAAUUUACAUUCUCUUCCAAACUAAUCAGAAGACAAUAUGCUUAUAUACAUUACAAAGUAGUUUAAUUGUAACUGCUUAGCUACUGAGAUAAUUCACUAGUGCACAAAAUUCUAUAUAUGAUUUCUGGGUUAGGUAUUCUAAAUCACAAUGAGCCAAUCAGGUUUAAGCAUGUGCUGUUUCCAUCUUUUUUCCUUAAACUCUAUUAAGUUUUAUGGUGAUAGAAGAAAUACAUAAUAGACAUGAAUGACCAGACUUGCAGUAUGACUGUUAAAUUUUUAGUUUGGAAAAAUCUGUAGUAUGCCCUAUGAAUAUAUGUGCAGCCUCCUUAGGACAGCAGUAGGCCUUGUGGGUUAAAAAAUCAGCAGAUUGUAGGCUCUUAAGACUGGGGUUUGAAUCAGCAGUUCGGUGGUUAGUUUUAUUUUUUUACGUUCUCAUGAGUAGAAAAGGCAACACGUUCUGAGGGUGGUUAGACAUGCAUGAAUAGCAGGAUCCAUAAAGAGAUAUUACCAGGUAAAUAAACAGAUAUAGCAAACUUCCCAAGUAAUUUUCAACAACAGUAAGACCAGCUUCCUAGCCAAAGGGUGAGAGUGCUGAUAGCACUCCAUGCUCUUGUGUGAAUCUUGGAGGGGCUGAAAGGAUAGGCAGAAGUCUGCUGCUGUGAAAACCUGAGGAAUUCUUGGAACAAAGAGUAAUUACCCAAAAGAGAAAGCAGGUCUCUUCAUUGCUCUUGGCCCUGCCUCUGCCAGGGUCUUCAGGCAGGUCACCCAUGUAGCAUAUGCAGUGUUAAGAGUCAUUUUACCUUGAGACUCACAAACUACGCAGAUUAAAAGUGUCAGUAGUUAAGACUACAAGGAGAAUUUAGGAAGAAUAUAGAGGAGUAGAUAAGUGCUCUAAAUUAAGUUCUUCUGAAUUAGGUCAUCUGAGCUGAUUGUCAAUAUAGUACUCCUGUUACAGUAAAUUAAUGAAGCAAUGUGGAGUGUACACUGUAAUGCUUGUCAAAAAAAAGGGAGCAUAGGUUUCACCCAGCAGACUUGAGUUGAGGGCAAGUACAAUUAUUUCAAGAUAACCUUAUUCCCAGGCAAGCAUAAAACUAUAAUAAAAGUAAAGUAAAAGACCAUAAUUAAUAAAUCUGUAUAUCUGAAUUCUGUUAUUGAUUCCUUAUGUUCAUGAUGGUUAGAGAAUCUCUCUUAAGCCUCAGUUCCUGCAGAUGCAGGGUAGACUGUUCACACUUUUUUUUUGCUACAUUUAAUUAAUUAAUUUCUGGGGACUAUUUUGCAUAUCACAAAAAUAUAUUUCUGUCUACAGACUCUGGUGACUAUUUUGGCAGUAAUACAGACUGGUAUUGUUGCAGAUGAAGACUUCUUGGUUUUGUUUUGGUACCUCCUACCUUCUUGGUGUUGUGAACAGGAACUGUCAUAGGGUAUUUUAUAGAGAGAAAAUGCACUUCAGUCUCGCCUUCUUGCCUGCCCCCUUUCAAUACACACAGACCCCUUGUAGUUGAUUAAUAGUGUGAAGGUUAAGCAAGGCUAUGGUUCUACCUGGAUCUUGCUUUGUAAGAGGACAGUCUGCAUCCAAAAAUUUACCUCUUACUGGAGAGUGCUGCUACUCUGCAGCUUCAUUUACUAGGGUCUGAAGAGAAGCUGAACAGUGAUCUAGCUAUUCUAUUUAAACACUGAAAUGAUAUUAUUAAGAUGAUUCACUUGUCUUUUUUAUAAAAAUAAAGGACUGGAUUUUUUAAAAUAUUUUUUUGAAAUGGGGGUCUGGUGUUCAGAUAUGUAACUAAAGCACUCUGUUUGCAUUAUUUAAAAAGCUAUCAUUUUUAACUCUGCCCACUCCUCCCCCUUCUACCUGACAUGUUAGUUUUAGACUUCGAAUAAGAUCCUUUAUAAAUGGUGCUUCCAACUGAUGUUUUUAUUUUGUUGAUGCCAUGUUAUCAACAAAUCCAGUUGAAUAUGCUUGAAACCAGUCUACGUUAUCUGUUCACCAUCAAGUUGAUUGACAAAGCUGUUUUCAGAUUUGAUAUGGGUCAAAAGUUAAUGAACGUAUCAGUUUGUCCUUUUUUAUAGACGAACCCCAUUAAGAAUUUAUUUUAGUUCAACUUUCACAAUCCAUAACACUUUCCAGUUUCCUGCUCUAUUACCGUCUAGCAUAAAGUCCAUACAUACCUCAUUCUGUAACAUUUCAACAUGAAUCCUUAUGCUUAGAAUGGGUUAACCCGGUAACGUUGAACUUCAUCAUAAAAACUGGUUUUGUUCAAUAAACAGCAAAGUGAGAAUUUUUUAAAUUAGGUCAUAAUGGUUUAUCAGGAGACCUGGAUAAAACAAGUAAGUCUCCAAAUAAGAACUUGCAGCUCAUUCAAAUAAUUGACUUAGUUCUAUGUGCUUCUUGAGAGACUUCCUUAUCUUAUGGAGUUUUAACUUUAUGUUGAUUUUAAAUGUUAAGAACAACCUAUGCAAAUCUUUACAGAAAGAGAUGGAUGAGACCUCUAAUGACUCAAACUUGAUUCCAUGUGGAGACAUACUAUUGUAGAAAAUGAGUUUUUGACAGAGCAAUGGUAGGCUGUAAACUGAUUAACAGAUCAUAUGACUAAUACAGCUGAGAUGGAAUAGAACUCGCAUGAGAGAACAUAAAUCUGCUCCAUUUAGCAGAUCUCCCUGUGUUUGUAACAGUACAGCUUUUAAUUCACUAUGGCGUUGUCAGAAACUGGGUUUAAAUAAAUUCAGUUCGGAAUGUUCAGCUAUUUGUAAUAAUUUCAGUUAUCUCUGAUAUAAAGCAUUGGUUAGACACUGGAUAAAACAAACACACACACACAUAUAUGUAUUUGGCUUGCUAUGAAAUCAAGAUUCUUCUACAGAGAAGCAUUAAACCUUAUUGAAAGUGAAUGGAAAUGUUCCAGAUUCCAGUAAUAACUUCAUUAUUUCUUGAUGCUUUUUAGACUGAGACAGGAAACAAUCCUUCUGGCUUGUUUAUACAUUCUUGUUUUGAAGUCAUUUGAAGAAUGUCCAAGUCAUCUAAGUGAAGUUUAUAUGAGGGUAUUUAAAAAUCUGUGGCCAUGUGGGCAAAGGAGGUAGGCAAUCACACUUCAAAUCUUGUUCGAUAAAUGGUUACAAGCAUUCAGUGUAAGAGCUGAAUGGUUAACAAGUGUUUCUACAUCCAGAAACAUGCCUUUGACGUUGAAAAGUGUCCCAAGAUGGUUCCUUUCUCUACUAAUAAUAUGUGAAAACAAGGCAGCCUUGGCUCUAAUGAAAAUUUCUCAGUAUUCUGAGAGAUGUUAUUUGCAUUCCUUGAAAAUAGCAUGCAGUUACAUUGACCAUUUUUUUGCUUCCAAAUAUUGUUUGCUCUUAAUACACUCUUGAUACUUUAGGCAUAAGCCUAUAAGAAAAAGUGGCAAGGACUGUGCUGCUGCAUAUAUGUUAAAAAUGUGAUUCAUGUCCCACAGAUAUUUCAUCUUUUUAUGAAAUAGUAAUUUGCCACUUUGGGAAGAGUGAAGAAUGUUUUCUAUUCAUUGACUCACUCUGCAUCCCAGUUUUGUUAUAACUGGAAAGGUAAUGAGUCUGUUUAACUUCUCUGUUCCAGGAUUCCAGAAGCCAACCAGGCUUUUAGCAGCUUUGCCUGUGCUCUGUGCAGCACAGUGCAUUUUGCUGCUGCAGUAUUUAUCAGGGGUUAGUGUUUAUUAUUUACCAUUACAUAUGUGUAUAUAUGUAAUGAAUAAAUAUAUAGAGUAUAACAGUAAGGUCAAUGAAGGCAAAUUAUGCAAUGCAAAGACUGUUUCUUGAGGUAUGUCAGGGGACCAUGAUGUUUUAUAGAGUGCCAGGAUGUUUGCAGACAAGGACAGUUCAUAUUCUCUACUCUUAAGACACCACAGAGCAAUUUUUAACUAUUUAUAUACCCUUUAUCUAAACAGACUUCUUAUUCUGCCAAAGAAUUUUUAGCUGCUUUAGAUACCAAAAUGGCCAUGCUAAGAACUUCUUUGAUGGAUUUUUCAGAGCUGAUUGCCUUGGUUUUUAUUCCACAGCUUUGAAAGUGAGGUGAAUGGUAUUCUGUACAGAAGAAUACAUUGACAUGUUUAAAAUAUAUUGACUGUGUUUCUAUGGAAUACAAGCUGCUUAUGUCCUGAGACUUGUAAACCAUGUUUUAUGUAGGUUUGCAAGGCGUUUUUUUCCGUUACUAGAAAAAUGUCAAAUUUAAUAACCUGAAUGAGAAUUUCCAUUAGUUGUCAUUAUUUUCUGUUAUGCUCUAUGAGUUAUUUUAUUUUUACUUCUUAAAGAAGAGAUACCAAGAUAAGCCCACUUCUGAGUCCUGGCUUAUCAUAGCAUAUUUCAGUCUGGUCUCAAAGCAACUAUUUCACAAACUACAGUCAUGUACAUAAUUCAAUCUCUAAGGUAUAACAGCACUUCAUGUAUACAAUACUGACUUGUACCUGAAUCCUACCUGGUUGCAAAAGAUGAAGCACGAGAAUACUUUCUACUUUUGUUUUAUUAGCUAGUAACCAGUUGUUACCCUGUCCAUUUUUUGAUCACUGCUGUAUGUCAUAGGGAACUAAAUUGAAAUGUCAGAAUGUCAGUAUUCUGAAAGAAAGCAGAGAGCGUUUUAAACGGAAUAUCUCUGUUAAAGUCAGAGAAUUAAACUGGAUGAAGUAGCCUGGAAAUAAGUAUAGCUUAUUAAUUUUUGUUAGCAAUAUUGCCUAAAACUGUUUUCAGCUUCAACUAUUCAUGAAAAAAUCUAUUCAGACAAUUAUGGGGAAUUGUCUGUGUUUUCAUUGUAACCUAGUUAAAACAUCAUCAGUACUAUUGAAUUAUAAGUUUGCUUGACAGCCAUUGUAAUGUCGUUCCCUCCUUUUUAGACACUUCAAGAAGCCAUGUGCAACACAGUGAGAUUUUGCAAGACAUACAAAACCUCUUCAGGAUUUUGUUUCAAACAAGCAGAUGUGUGAUUUUUUUUUUUAUUAUUUUUCUGUCACAUUAUUCCGUUUUUAUGGCUAUAGUCUCCAUUGAAACAUUUGCCAAUGAUCCUUUUGGAGAUACAAAUACUUCUCUGGAUCAAAAAUUGUGUUUUAUGGAAACAGCUUAAAAUAAACUGUGCUCCAUGGUUUCUGCUCUCUUCAAGAGCCUGAUCUCAUCUUAUAUAUAUAAGAUUUGCAAAGGAAUGUUUACAAAGAAAUCGGGAAAUAGUACAAAAAGGAAAGAGAGUUGUCAGAGCAAAAAGGAACAAGACUUAAGUCAGAUUGGACAAACAAAAAAUCCAAAAUUUUCCAAUACUUUAAAAAGCACCGUUAAAAAGAUUGCUAAGUGCCCAUCUGCUCGCAACUUAUCAACUGAAGAAGAGGAAAGCAAUAGAGAAUUUUCACUUUCUCCAACAUUCAGUUACAGAGUUGCUAUUGCCAAUGGACUGCAAAGGCAUAUUUUUGUAGCAAACACUAAUAAUGAAGAUAUAGUUCAAGACCUGUCUUCAAAUGAUAGCUCUUGUUCUGAGUCGUUAAGUGAAGUAAAAACUAAUAGCAAGAAAAACGAAUACUUAUCCCACACAAUGCCUGUGCGACGCAACAGGAAAAGCUUGAGCAGCCUCGCAGCCUCUGAUGGAAGUUCGGAUGGAGAGCGCACUUUACACACACUGAAGCUGGGAGCCUUACGAAAACUAAGGAAAUGGAAGAAGAGCCAAGAAUGUGUCUCAUCAGACUCGGAGCUAAGUUCAUGGAGGAAAACCUGGGGGUUAAGAAGUAAAUCUCUGGACAGAACUGGCCGUCACCAGAAAUCAAAUACUCUUGAACCUGGAUUUAGUUCAACAGGUUGUAUUAGCCAAACCCAUGAUGUUAUGGAAAUGAUCUUUAAAGAGCUUCAGGGAAUAAGUCAAAUUGAAACAGAACUCUCUGAAUUAAGAGGGCAUGUUAAUGCUCUGAAACAAUCAAUUGAUGAAAUUUCUAGUAGUGUAGAAGUUGUACAAAAUGAAAUUGAACAGUUGCGAACUGGAUUUGUACAGUCCAGAAGAGAAACUCGAGACAUACAUGACUACAUUAAGCAGAUAGGCCACCCAGGAAACAAAGCAAGUCUUAGGUUUCUAAAUGUGCCUGAAGAACGGCUUGAAAAAGCUGAAAACAUAGUUUACAAAAUAUUAAUAGAAAAAAUGGGAUUCUCAGAGGCACAAAGCACUAUUAAAAUUGAGUUUGCCCAGAGACUUGGGCAGCAAAGAGACUGUCCAAAUGCAAAGCCAAGACCCAUUCUUGUUUACUUUGAGUCAUCACAACAGAGAGAUUUGAUUUUAAAAAAGUCUUAUAAACUUAAGGGAACUGGCAUUGGCAUUUCUACAGAUAUAUUUUCCCAUGAAAUAAAAGAUAAAAAAGAAAGAGGACUUUCUUCCUCUCAGACAUAUGAAAGCAUGGAUAUGAAACUUUUAACCGUGGAGACAAAAUCUAAAAUGCAUGACUGGGAGUCACCUGACAGUGAUAAAGACUUGGAAUCAGAUAUAAAUAAGAACAGUUAUGCAAAAAUAUCUAAAUCAGCACUUCAGAUAAAAACAGGCAUCACAAAGGGGACUACUGAGUCCCCAAACACUAAAGACCUUGACAGAACUGCUGACAAUAGCACCUUUUCACACAGAAGAAGUUAUGACAAUCAGUCACCAGAAUUUGACACUAUGGAAAAACAAUCAAAGGCCUAUUAUUCAGAUGUGGCUCCUUUAUGGCAUUUACAGAAUGACUUUGCAACACCAAAGCUUAGCCGUUCAGAAUCAGAUUUCUCAAAAUUGUGUCAGUCUUACUCUGAGGAUUUUUCAGAAAACCAGUAUUUUAGCAGAACAAAUGGCAGUUCAUUGUUGUCUUCCUCUGAUCGAGAACUUUGGCAGCGAAGGCAAGAUGAUUCUCUAAACUGGUAUGGCAGUUCCCAGGAACAGACUUUUGCCCAAGACAUGCAGCAGUAUCCAGAGCAAAAUGAAACAGGGAACAUAGAAACUGUUGAUAGUGGAGUAAGCGAUGGAAUAAUCCAUGCUUCUGGAGACAUAAACCAUUAUGAUGAUAGUCAGCUUUCUUUACAGGAUGAUCUUUCCCCAUGGAAAAACUGGAAUCAGUUGGAACAAGGGGCAGAUUUGGGCCUAGACUCAUCCACGCAGGAAGUUUUUGUGUAUGAUAUGAGCAGUCCUUCAGACCAACAGACAGAUUUUGGAAAGGGCCAAAGUUCUGACCUCCAGUAUGAUACUGAAAGCUAUGAUUACACUCUAGAUGGUACUUCUCCAUCUUGUCCGGGCCUUGACAGUGAAACACAAAGUCAGUGGACUGGUCAAUAUGAUGAUUAUCAGGAAACAAAUUCUAUCUCCUCUUAUCAGAAUCAAAACAAAUUGCCGAUGAUGUACCGAAGUCAAAGUGAACUACCAAGUGACGACUCAGAGGAAACUGCCCCUAAAUCAUGGCACAGCCGAUUAAGCAUAGAUCUUUCUGAUAAGACUUUCAGCUUUCCUAAAUUUGGAUCUACGCUUCAGCGUGCUAAGUCAGCUUUAGAAGUAGUCUGGAAUAAAAGUACACAAAGUUUAAGUGGGUAUGAAGACAGUGGAUCAUCUUUUAUGGGAAGGUUUAGAACACUAUCUCAGUCUACUGCAAAUGAAUCAAGUACAACGCUUGAUUCUGAUGUUUAUGCAGAGCCUUAUUGCUACAAAGCAGAGUAUGAGGAAGAAUUAAUUGAACCAUCUGGUGAGAAUGAAACAGACUAUGUAGAAGUAAUGGAACAAGUCCUUGCUAAACUAGAAAAUAGAACUAAUAGUAGUGAAACUAGUGAGCAAGUUCAAGAGUAUGAACUGGAUCAGUCUUUGUACGAAACUCCAUAUGCAAUGCUACCAGAGGAACAAUAUGACACGCAGUUUGACAGUGUGAUCAGUGAAGAGAUAUUGGAAGUUGAAAGUGACAUGGCUCCUGAAGUAGAAAUACGGGAGGAUGAAAAUCAGAAUGUCCCAGAGAUGAUAACUGAAGUCACUGAAAUUCCAAAGAAAAAAAGAAUACGACCAUCAUUUAAAGAAGCUGCUUUAAAAGCAUACAAGAAACAAAUGAAUGAUUUGGAGGAGAAGAUCCUUGCUGGAGAUAGCGGUUCUGUGGAUGAAAAGGCUCGGUUGGUAAGUGCAAGUUCCUUGGAUGCUUCCAAGCUUUAUGCAGUCCAAGCAUUUGCUGGUCGUGGACUGUACGGAAUUGACAGCAUGCCAGACCUACGAAGAAAGAAAUCUUUUCCCAUUGUUCGAGAUGUGACCCUUGCAGCUAGAAAAUCUGGUAUUUCUAUGGCUAUGCUCAACCGGACCUCCAUAAACACUGAAGAAAUGAAAAUCCAUGUCUUCAAAAAGACCCUGCAGGCUUUGAUUUAUCCAAUAUCAUCAACUACACCUCAUAACUUUGAAAUCUGGACAGCUACAACUCCCACGUACUGUUAUGAAUGUGAAGGCCUCCUUUGGGGCAUAGCCAGACAAGGCAUGAGAUGCACUGAAUGUGGUGUCAAAUGCCAUGAGAAGUGCCAAGACCUCCUAAAUGCUGACUGUUUGCAGAGAGCAGCUGAGAAAAGUUCCAAACAUGGUGCAGAAGACAAAACACAGAAUAUUAUUAGCGCUAUGAAGGAAAGAAUGAAGAUUAGAGAGAAAAAUAGACCAGAGGUGUUUGAAGUGAUCCAGGAAAUGUUUAAUAUUUCUAAAGAAGAUUUUGUACAAUAUACAAAAGCAGCAAAACAAAGUGUUUUGGAUGGAACAUCCAAAUGGUCAGCAAAAAUAACUAUCACAGUUCUUUGUGCUCAGGGCUUACAGGCUAAGGACAAAACUGGCUCAAGUGACCCAUAUGUUACUGUGCAAGUUGGCAAAAACAAGCGAAGAACAAAAACUAUUUUUGGAAAUUUGAAUCCAGUAUGGGAUGAAAAAUUCUAUUUUGAAUGUCACAACUCUACAGAUAGAAUAAAAGUAAGAGUGUGGGAUGAAGAUGAUGAUAUCAAAUCUAGAGUAAAACAGCAUUUCAAAAAGGAGUCAGAUGACUUCCUUGGGCAAACUAUCAUUGAAGUAAGAACACUGAGUGGAGAAAUGGAUGUAUGGUAUAAUUUAGAAAAGCGAACAGAUAAAUCAGCUGUCUCUGGGGCCAUUAGACUGAAAAUCAAUGUUGAAAUUGAAGGAGAGGAGAAAGUUGCUCCUUAUCAUGUGCAGUACACCUGUCUACAUGAGAGUCUGUUCCAUUACCUGACAGAAGUAAAGUCAAAUGGUGUGGUGAAAAUCCCCGAGGUGAAAGGUGACGAUGCCUGGAAGGUGUACUUUGAUGAUGCUGCACAGGAAAUUGUGGAUGAAUUUGCAAUGCGCUAUGGAAUUGAAUAUAUUUAUCAAGCUAUGACGCACUUUUCCUGUCUCUCUUCGAAAUACAUGUGCCCUGGUGUUCCAGCAGUUAUGAGUACAUUGUUGGCCAAUAUAAAUGCUUUCUAUGCUCACACAACAGCAGCAACUAAUGUAUCUGCCUCAGAUCGCUUUGCUGCUACUAACUUUGGGAGAGAGAAGUUCAUAAAGCUGCUGGAUCAAUUGCACAAUUCUCUGAGGAUUGAUUUAUCUAAAUACAGGGAUAAUUUUCCUGCCAGCAAUUCUGAAAGACUCCAGGAUCUGAAAUCAACUGUGGAUCUGCUUACCAGCAUUACUUUUUUUCGGAUGAAGGUCCUGGAAUUGCAGAGCCCCCCUCGAGCCAGUACUGUGGUGAAAGACUGUGUAAAAGCCUGCCUGGAUUCAACUUAUAAAUACAUUUUUGACAAUUGCUAUGAUCUCUACUCCCAGUUAGUGGAUCAGAGUAAGAAACAAGAAGUUCCUAAAGAGGAACAGGGACCAACAACAAAGAAUUUGGAUUUCUGGGCACAGCUGAUUACUCUGAUGGUCACCAUUAUAGAUGAAGAUAAAACAGCAUAUACACCAAUCUUGAACCAGUUCCCUCAAGAGCUGAACAUGGGAAAAAUCAGUGCUGAAAUCAUGUGGACUCUCUUUGCCCAGGACAUGAAAUAUGCUCUGGAAGAACAUGAAAAGCAGCGAUUAUGCAAAAGCACAGAUUAUAUGAAUUUGCACUUCAAAGUGAAAUGGUUUUAUAAUGAAUAUGUGCGAGAGCUCUCUGCUUUCAAGGAUGCAGUGCCUGAAUACUCUCUGUGGUUUGAACCAUUUGUCAUACAGUGGCUGGAUGAAAAUGAGGAUGUCUCAAUGGAGUUUCUUCAUGGAGCACUAGAAAGAGACAAAAAAGAUGGGUUUCAGCAAACAUCAGAUCAUGCCCUCUUCUCUUGUUCCGUGGUUGAUGUCUUCACACAGCUCAAUCAAAGCUUUGAGAUUAUUCGGAAAUUGGAGUGUCCUAAUCCAGAAGCACUAUCUCAUUUAAUGAGAAGAUUUGCAAAGACUAUCAACAAAGUACUUGUUCAGUAUGCUGCAAUUAUUUCAAGUUACUUCAGCUCCUAUUGUGAUAAAGAAAAUGUGGCCUGUAUCUUGAUGAACAACAUUCAGCAAUUAAGAGUCCAGCUUGAGAAAAUGUUUGAGUCCAUGGGAGGGAAGGAGAAGAAAGAAGGAGAGAGAUUCUCUUAUGAGCUGGAUCCUGAAGCUAGUGUUGUUCUAAAAGAACUUCAGGUGAAACUUAGCAAUGUAUUGGAUGAACUCAGUGUAACGUAUGCUGCAAGUUUCCAAUUUGUUAUUGAAGAUUGUGUAAGACAAAUGAGCAACGAACUGAAUCAAAUGAGAGGAAAUGGGAAUGCAGCAGCCAAUAAGAACAGUGCAGCCAUCGAUGCUGAGAUUGUGCUUCGGCCUCUCAUGGAUUCCCUGGACACAACUUUAAGUGUCUCUGCGAAGAUCUGUGAGAAGACAGUUCUGAAACGGGUUUUGAAAGAGCUCUGGAAGUUAGUCUUAAACAAAAUAGAAAAACAAAUCGUGCUUCCACCACUGACAGACCAAACCGGGCCCCAGAUGAUAUUCAGUGCAGCCAAAGAUCUUGGACAGCUGUCAAAACUCAAGGACCACGUGAUCCGCGAGGAAGCCAAGAGCCUGACCCUGAGGCAGUGUGCAAUAAUGGACGUGGCCCUCGUUACUAUCAAGCAAUACUUCCAUGCUGGAGGAAGUGGGCUGAAAAAGAAUUUCCUGGAGAAGAGCCCAGACCUGCAGUCCCUCAAAUACGCUCUCAGCCUUUACACACAGACUACUGACGCCUUGAUAAAGAAGUUUAUAGCCACACAAACUUCUCAGAGUCAAACUGCUAAUAACUCAGUGGGUGAGAUAUCUGUACAGGUGGAUCUCUCUACUCAUCCUGGAACUGGUGAGCAUAAAGUCACUGUGAAAGUUGUAGCAAUUAAUAACCUAAACUGGCAAACAACAGCUAUGUUCCGGCCAUUUGUGGAAGUUUGCAUAUUGGGUCCUAAAUUAAGUGACAAGAAAAGAAAACAUGGAACCAAGACAAAGAGCAACACCUGGUCUCCAAAGUACAAUGAAACUUUCCAGUUCCUGCUGAGUAACGAAGAUAAGCCAGGAGCCUACGAGGUGCACCUGUCAGUGAAGGAUUACUGCUUUGCGCGGGAGGAUCGCGUUAUCGGCAUGACCGUCAUCCAGCUGCAGGCCAUCGCCGACAGGGGCAGCUGCGCCGCCUGGUACCCCCUGCUCAGGAGCAUCUCCGUGGAUGAGACUGGGCUAACGAUCCUUAGAAUACUUUCUCAGAGGAACAAUGAUGAAGUUGCUAAAGAGUUUGUAAGGCUUAAAACAGAAACAAGAUCUCCUGAAGAAACGGCCUAAGAUACCCAAGUAAUGCAAGAUUGUCACCGCCAAGAACAUAAAUACAACGCUGUUGUCUGACUAGUGCAUGCAUGUGCAAAUCUGUGGGAAUGUUUAACUAUGUUUUCAGUGUUUGCCAGUACUUAUGUACUAUAUUUGCAAGGUAUGUCAAGGAGCUGUAUAUCUUUUAUACAUAUUUUGGUCUUUGGUAAAGUAAUUGUUCCAAUGAAGUGCCAAAACUAAGAUUAAGAGUAAACGUUCCAUCAUCUCUUUUUAAAUGUUGAUUUCACCUCAUCACAAUUUCAUUAUUUUUUAACAUUUAUUAAUAAGUAAGUAGCUUUUUUAAUUGAUAAUAGGUUAUCGCUGUUAAACUGUGUUGCUUAUUCUAAAUUAAGUUACAUCCCUUACUCUUCUUUUAAAAAUGAGGUGUACCUAGUUUUCUUCAAACUCUCAUGUUAUGCAAGCCUCAUUUUAGGUGUCUUACUGAUGACUUUUUCUAUCAUUACUACAGAUGCAGUUACUUAUAGAAAGUGUUUGUAAUUUUAUAAUUACCAAUAUAAAGUAAUGAUUUUUGCAUAAAAACUGAAAAGGAUGGAAAUAUUUUCUGCUAAUCUCUUUUUCCAACCUUUCAUAAAUAUCACUGUGAAGAAAUGCUGUUAAAGCAGGUUCUCAAGAAGCUGUGCUUAUCAGAGUUUGUUACUGAUGUUUGAUAUCUUGAGAUAACUUUGUUCUUCAAAACUGCCACGGUAAUAUCAUAUUUGUAUCAAAAGAGUAAGUCAGUAUCUGUAGAAACAGGUUGCUGUACAGUACAGUAUAUGUGCUUUUAAAAAGUGAUUUUUUAAAUGAUAUGGUACUGUACAAGGGGUAGUAGUUUGGAGUAUGUAAUGCCGGUUUGUGGUUUGUUUCUAGAAAUUGUUUAUGAGAAGAAAAGAUGCUGUUAGCAUUUUCACUCAGAGUUAUUAACGUUGCUUUACAUACUUAGCUGUAACAUCAGUUAAGUGCUUUAUUUCUUUAAUUUUUUUUUAGAAAAGUUCAACAGUUUGUACUUAUGCAACAUUACUAUGUAUUGCACUAAAGCAAACUCUGUGUCCUGUAAAUAUAUUUAGUGAGGAAUUGUAAAAUAAAGUAUGCAGAAACUGCU
Motacilla alba alba is the source of this 17934-nucleotide messenger RNA. It is a transcript of the gene UNC13C, whose product is annotated as unc-13 homolog C. Gene Ontology annotation, cellular component: presynaptic active zone cytoplasmic component; terminal bouton; presynaptic membrane. NCBI's taxonomy places the organism in Eukaryota, Metazoa, Chordata, Aves, Passeriformes, Motacillidae. Gene Ontology annotation, biological process: dense core granule priming; presynaptic dense core vesicle exocytosis; synaptic vesicle maturation. The coding region runs from base 10167 to 16814 and encodes 2215 amino acids. Gene Ontology annotation, molecular function: syntaxin-1 binding; phospholipid binding; calmodulin binding. The transcript is spliced from 32 exons. The record is from RefSeq and is a predicted model, not a curated record.